GCGCUUCGUUUUGUUCAGCAGCGCAGGCGUUGCCCCCUUUUGAAUGUUUGUUUGUUUCGCUUUCCUUUUGCCGUCGCGCAAACGACUCUUCCGCACGUUGUAGAGGGUCCCAGUCGAGAGCGGCGCGUCGAGACGAUGCGCACCGAGGAGUAGUGGAUCGAAAGACGAGGAGAACAAAAGGCGAGAGGACAGUGUGAAAGGUUUAACGGGGGUGGUCCACACCCCCGCCCCUCCUCCACCGCGGCGCUACCAAGUGUAAAAGUUGAAGGAUUGAAGACAGAAGCUGGUCUGAAAUUGCUAGUGUGAAUGAACGUACACUCACUGAGAGGAUAACAUUGGUGAAGCAUCUACGAAGCAGUAACCAUGGAGGACGGCCAUUGUAAAACCGUGGAAGAAGUGGUAAAUUACUUCAACGUCGAUCCUGACCAGGGAUUAAGUCCCGACCAGGUCAAAAGGAACCAGGAGAAGUAUGGUCUCAACGAAUUGCCAGCUGAGGAGGGAAAAUCCAUCUGGCAACUCGUCUUGGAACAGUUCGAUGACCUUCUAGUUAAGAUUCUUCUAUUAGCUGCUAUUAUUUCUUUUGUAUUAGCCUUAUUUGAAGAGCAUGAGGAUGCGUUCACGGCCUUCGUCGAACCCUUUGUCAUCCUGCUCAUUCUUAUUGCCAACGCCGUGGUCGGUGUUUGGCAAGAACGAAAUGCCGAGUCUGCGAUUGAAGCGCUCAAGGAGUAUGAACCCGAAAUGGGUAAAGUUGUACGAUCGGACAAAUCUGGCGUUCAGAGGAUUCGGGCGAAAGAGAUCGUGCCUGGAGAUAUUGUAGAGGUGUCGGUCGGCGACAAGAUCCCAGCCGAUAUCCGUCUAUCCAAGAUCUUCUCGACUACUCUCAGGAUCGAUCAGUCUAUUCUGACUGGAGAAUCGGUGUCCGUGAUCAAGCACACUGAUGCUAUACCCGACCCACGCGCUGUCAAUCAGGAUAAGAAGAAUAUCUUAUUCUCUGGUACCAAUGUCGCUGCCGGAAAGGCUCGUGGUAUCGUUAUUGGAACUGGAUUGAACACCGCCAUUGGUAAGAUCCGUACAGAGAUGUCGGAGACUGAGGAGAUCAAGACACCAUUACAGCAGAAGUUGGACGAGUUUGGCGAGCAACUGUCGAAAGUUAUUUCCGUGAUUUGCGUUGCCGUAUGGGCUAUCAACAUUGGCCACUUCAACGACCCGGCUCACGGUGGUUCCUGGAUUAAGGGUGCCAUUUACUAUUUCAAGAUCGCCGUCGCUCUCGCCGUAGCUGCUAUUCCCGAAGGUUUACCUGCUGUGAUCACGACUUGCUUAGCCCUGGGUACCAGGCGUAUGGCCAAAAAGAACGCUAUCGUACGAUCUUUGCCGUCCGUAGAGACUCUAGGUUGCACGUCCGUCAUUUGUUCGGACAAAACUGGCACUCUGACGACUAAUCAGAUGUCCGUUAGCCGAAUGUUCAUCUUUGACAAGAUUGAGGGUAAUGAUAGCAGCUUCCAUGAGUUUGAAAUCACCGGCUCAACUUAUGAACCCAUCGGCGAAAUCUUCUUGAGAGGGCAAAAGAUUAAAGGACAAGAUUAUGAAACAUUACAUGAGAUUAGUACAAUCUGUAUCAUGUGCAACGAUUCUGCUAUUGACUUUAAUGAGUUCAAGCAAGCAUUCGAGAAGGUCGGCGAGGCCACAGAGACCGCUCUGAUCGUUCUUGCCGAGAAAAUCAAUCCGUUUGGAGUCCCGAAGAGCGGUCUGGAUCGUCGAGCUGGUGCCAUUGUUGUCAGGCAAGAUAUGGAAACGAAGUGGAAAAAAGAAUUUACCUUAGAGUUCUCACGUGAUCGCAAAUCCAUGUCGUCGUACUGCGUGCCUCUGAGAUCAUCGAAACUGGGAAAUGGACCGAAGCUGUUCGUCAAGGGUGCGCCGGAAGGUGUAUUGGACAGAUGUACGCAUUGUCGCGUCGGUGGUCAGAAGGUCCCUCUUACUUCGACCCUCAAGAACCGCAUUUUAGAUCUGACCCGUCAAUACGGAACUGGUAGGGAUACCCUGCGCUGCCUCGCUCUCGCUACCGCCGAUCAUCCGAUGAAGCCCGACGAUAUGGAUCUAGGCGACUCCACUAAAUUCUACACAUAUGAGAAAGAUCUUACGUUUGUGGGUGUGGUAGGCAUGCUCGAUCCACCUCGCAAAGAAGUAUUUGAUUCGAUUGCUAGGUGCCGCGCUGCUGGCAUUCGCGUAAUUGUUAUCACUGGUGACAACAAAGCCACUGCCGAAGCCAUUUGCCGACGUAUUGGAGUCUUCGGUGAAGAUGAAGACACCACCGGCAAAUCGUACUCUGGACGUGAAUUCGACGAUCUACCGAUGGCGGAACAGAAAGCAGCUUGUGCCAGAGCUCGCCUUUUCUCUCGCGUAGAACCGGCUCAUAAGUCGAAGAUUGUGGAAUUCUUACAAAGCAUGAAUGAAAUUUCUGCUAUGACUGGUGAUGGUGUGAAUGAUGCUCCUGCCUUGAAAAAGGCUGAGAUUGGUAUCGCUAUGGGUUCGGGUACUGCUGUCGCGAAAUCGGCUUCGGAGAUGGUGUUGGCAGAUGACAAUUUCUCUUCCAUCGUAGCCGCUGUAGAGGAAGGUCGUGCCAUCUAUAAUAACAUGAAACAAUUUAUUCGUUAUCUAAUUUCUUCCAACAUUGGCGAGGUCGUCAGUAUAUUCUUGACCGCCGCCCUAGGUCUUCCCGAAGCACUGAUUCCGGUUCAACUUCUCUGGGUCAAUUUAGUCACUGAUGGUCUUCCCGCUACUGCUCUCGGUUUCAAUCCACCCGACUUGGACAUUAUGAGCAAACCUCCUCGCAAGGCUGACGAAUCUCUGAUUUCUGGAUGGCUGUUUUUCCGUUAUUUGGCUAUUGGCGGAUAUGUAGGCGCUGCUACUGUCGGUUCGGCUGCUUGGUGGUUCAUGUACAGUCCAAAUGGCCCUCAAAUGAAUUACUACCAAGUGACUCACCAUUUGGCAUGUGUUGGUGGUGGAAGUGAAUUCAAGGGUAUUAACUGCAAGAUCUUUGCUGAUCCUCACCCCAUGACUAUGGCUCUCUCUGUGUUGGUCACUAUUGAAAUGUUAAACGCCAUGAACAGCUUGUCUGAGAAUCAGUCGCUUAUUACCAUGCCGCCUUGGUCCAACAUGUGGCUCAUCGCAUCCAUGGCUCUUUCUUUCACACUCCAUUUUGUCAUCCUGUACGUCGAUGUUCUUUCGUCCGUAUUCCAAGUGACCCCGUUAACGGGUGAAGAAUGGGUUACCGUUAUGAAGUUCUCCAUUCCAGUGGUACUUCUCGACGAAACCUUGAAGUUCAUUGCCAGAAAGAUCACAGACGGUGAGAAUCCAAUUUACACCGUGCAUUGGAUCGUUCUAAUGUGGGCUGUGUUCUUUGGACUGUUGCAUAUUUGUCCCAUAUAGAACGUCCGUGAAAUAAUAAUAUUAGUCUAGCAGAUGAUGUUUUUUUCCUAUGGAAAAGCAUCCGCGACUAAAUCCUUGGACUCGCAAUUUGCAUUUAACCGAAGCUCUUCCCACCGUGACGCGGGAAGGCGCGAGAUAAGUUAUUAACAGAGUGCGUUCAAGUGAGAUUUUAACAAGUUUGACUGUUGUGCAUGGUGUUAGUACGAUUAUAUAUACGAAAUAUGCCACUAAGGCCCACCAUGCCCGCAUCACACACCGUACCCUGACGUCGCUCACAACGAUCACGGGUUUCGAGUGGCAUCGAGUGAUCUAAGAGAGACCCCGUCGUAAAUCAAAGAUGUGAUCGUUAAAUUAUUUUCUACGAGUGCCUUUUGAACAUUGAAUUUCCUCUGCAACAAACACGAAACUGUUUAUAGAUGUUCUUUCCGAUAUAGAUAUUUCCGAUAUGUUCGACGUCCUAAUCCUCCUCCUUUCUUGUUGCACUAUUAUUUAUAUUUUGUUUUAUUUUCAUGCACGUUUCGGUAUAAUUAGCAAUACAUAAAUUCUGGUAACUGUAGCAGCUCCCGAUAGAAUAUUAACACAAUUGAAACCUACAUUAAUUUAUGCAUGCCUUUCAUCUGUGUUUCUCGCCGAGAAUAAUAAAGUUACGACGUAAACUUUUAUAUCUUUGCAUGUUUGAAGCGUAUUAUUGGAUUUUGAUCGAUUUUAGAAAGUACAAAGUAGUUUGCUUGCUAACAAUACCGAGGAUUAGUAACUUCGGUUAUAGCGCAAACAAACGCAUUUGCGACUAUAAUUUUCAUAGAGUAAUACGCACGUUUAUACAUACAACGAAGACAAUAAAACAUUCGGCGGAAAUACAGAUAGAACGGACAGUAAUAAUAGUUUAGUAUUUAUCUUCUGAUUUUAUUUUCAGGCUCAAUUUAAUGCACGCACACAACAAAUUAGCACAGUAUUUGGUUAAUGUGAUUAACAUAUCUCUCAUUUAUUAAAUAUUACUUUACAUUUACACAUUUCUUUUUUGUUGCUUUUAAUGUUGCUUGUUAUAAAUUACAUUUAUUACUGAAUUCUUAGUGUCUGAUGUGCCUGUUUCUACUCUGAAGUCAGAACUGGAGCUGUCUAAGCGUUUGCUGAAAUUUCAAGAAAAUGCAAGGACUUCGCACUAACGGAUCUCAUUUUGUAUCUUGCAUCCCGUGUCUUCCUUCCCAUAGAGAUAUAUGCAUGCACGGUGCAAUUAACACAGCACGUUUUUGUAAGAUCCUUUCUUAUUGUAAUCUAUUUUUUCCAAUUAUAUUAUUCUCUGCUGUGCCGAUCAAUGCGCCCAUGCGAUCAAAUCAAUCAUUUUAACAUUACGCAUCAUUCAUAUUUAUAUCAAGAUAUAUUCUUAAUAUUUAUAAGCGAAAACUUUAUUUUUAUCGAAUGAUAUCUUUGUGAUUCAUUCUUCUACCAGAGGUUUUUCUAUUAAAAUUUUGUAAAUAUCUACAUAAUCGAUACUUUUAGAUUAGAUGAUAGUGAAACACAUUGUCACAAAAUUAACGAGGAUUAAUCGCGAUUGGCACGGCAGGGUUUCUUCUAAUUUCUUGCAUUGGCUCGAGAACACAAUAUCUGUUUCCCUAUUAUAACCUGUAUGUGUGAUUUAUGUAUUUGAAAGAUUAUGCAAUACAACAGAUAAUUUCUGGAUAUGGACUGCAAAGACUCGUAAGUGUAAGAUAAGGCAAUCGUUAAGCAGAGGAAAAUAGUUGACCUCAUUACCUCUCUCGUACGCUCGAAACUGAUGGGGCAGUCCAUAGAUUUUUUAAUGCUGCGUUCGUUUAUGUUAAUUUGAGCAGUGUUCCGAACGUAAUUCAUUGUCAGAAUUGAUUAUCCGUUUUUAUCAAUAGUGAUAUCGAAUAGCUACAUUAAUCCUAGAAUUAAUUAAACUACUCCUCUCUCUCUCUUUUUUUUUUUUUUUUUUUUUUUUUAUUAUUUAUAAAUUUAUUCUUCAUGAUAAUUGCAUGAUAAUAGUGAUAGCUAGGCGCAUCUAUUUUCUGUUCUUGGUUCCCGAAAAUCUGUUCAUAUUUAAUUUUUUUUUCAAAUUAAAAGAGUAAAAAAAUUCGCGAGUAGAAGAAUAGUCUUGAUCCAUAAUCGUCUUAUAAGUUAUUUAAAAUGUUGAAAAAUAUUUAUGGAUACGCGUUAACCUAAUUAAAUUAAUUGAAUUAAUAAUGUCGAAGAAGUCGAUUUUUUAUCGGUAACGAAAGAAUUUGAGGGAUGAUGUGCUAAAUACAUAGUAAAAGGAAAUUUGACUAGUGGCUCUUUCACAUACAGAAUUUUGUUAAGGAUCGGCGAUAAUCCUACAUCAUUGAACCGUAAUAGUUUUAAUAAAGUCAUUUGUUUACAUGUAAGUUACAAGGGAUCUCUCUUACCUUCCCGUUUGUUUUCUCAUUUCCAACGUCACGGUCUCGGAUGAUUGUUCCGAUCCUUCGAAUUUUUGUAUUGAGAGCAAAUUUAGUCCAUAAUUACAGUCGAGAUUGAGUGAACGCGAAUUCGGUCACUGCCUUAGCCACAUAACGAAACGAAUAAUCGGUGUCGUCACGAGUACGUGGGCCUUCGAUAUAUCUGGCUGCUUAGUCAGUUUAUCCUUCGGAGCGUAUCCUGUCGGUGAGAGCGACCGCUAAUUAAGAAAGGAAGGUGGAAAUCGAUAAAACGCUAGUAGAGAUGGCAACUUCUCGAUUCUCUCUUCCCGUUUGCUUAUGUAAACUCAUUAUCUCUCACGAGACGAAAUAUUUCCAACUUGACCUCUGUCUCUAAAUUACGAUCGCUGAAAAAUCACUGAAAUCGGUGAAAAUACAUUGAUUUCAGUGGUAUACUUAUAACUUGUCAAUUAGUGAAAUAAAUAUACUGAUCUUUCAGUGAUUAAACACCAAUCUAAAGUAAAAAUUACUAAAAAUCAGAGAGAUACUCACUUAAUUAUCACAGUUAUAAGUCUUGCUGCAAAUCAGUAAAAAUACACUGACUGCAAUUUAAAGAGCUUUCCGCCACGUUUCAAUGAGAAAAACAAAGUCGGCAAGAAGGCAAGAGGACAGUGUAUCGUCACGUGAGAGACCGCAAGUUUAAAGCGGUUCGCGCUCGCGUCGGCAGCGCACGAUCCAAGGUGUCAUCCAGAUCUUCGUAGAUAUCGCCGUGAUUCGGCCGUUCGCGAUUCAGCGCGCGAGAAACGCAGCGCGCGAGACGCUUCUCCGCAAAACACGUGCAAACGUAACAAGACUGACGAUGUGUUCCGGAGAGAAGCGGACGCGUUUUCCCCGCUGCGUUUUCCUCUUUUUCUUUUUCCCCCCCUUCUUCUUCGGUACGCGACGCAUGAUAGUUUAAAUUGCGCCGUACUCAUGGCGCUUCAGGAAUCGGCCGUGGUCGCGCGGCGCGACAUUGUAAUAUAAUGAGUUAAUUAAUUAGUAACGGUUAAGGCGUGAUACUUUGGUAUGGGCAUAAUUAAAACUUAAUCAAGACCGAACGAGUUAGCGCUGUCGCACUAACGAACUUCUGUCUCGAGUAGUGUUUCGUUCCGCAAUUUAAUUUUUAGCGGGAGAUGAAGCUACCGGCCUUGCAUCCCUGCGAUCGAUGUGACCUGUGCCGCGAUCCUCGGCUUCUGCGUCACCCAAAAGAUCAUCCAAAUGAAUUCCGCGCGGACGAGUAACCGGAAGGUGCACGUGAUAUUUUUAAUUGUCGUUUGUGAAAGGGAUCUCUCGCGAUCCAAACGUUUAUGUUAACUGAGAUUUUUGAACCGAAUUCGAAUUUCUUCAGAUAUUAUUCUCCCGUUAGUCCCGAGGCAUCCCGGGAAAUACAUGUCAUGUUUACUCACCGUGGUACAGAACAAUGGAUGCGUUGCUCAUUCGAAUGUCUGAACGUUUGUUCGCGUAACGGUUGGCUUGAUUGGCACGAUUAUCAAAGCACAGGUAUACGCUCGUGGGGAUCAAUGCCGGUGCGAAGAGUCUAAUGCAGUUCUCUGUGACGCUCAAUAAGUUCGACGAAGUUGAUCGGGGAGUACGGAUGCAGGCGGCCCUCGAGCGACGGAUCUCGAAAACGCGUGGAAGCACCGCUCUGAAUUUUUUUGUGCAUCAUUGUAUUCGAAAGUCCGUAAUCUUGAUAUUCUUGGCGAAGUAAUUAUAGAGACGUACAGAUCUGUAAUUAAAUUUGAGAAACGUUGCUUCUCUUUGUUGUUAAAUGUACCUCAAAAUUUUUUUCUUUUUUCGGGAUUUGUCACUUAUCGCUCCCCCGCAUCCUCACCUCCAACCUCGUUCACGAUGUAUCUGUAAGUACUUGAGUGUGCAUUGUAUUUUACGUUGACCGAGAAUGACGGGUUAGUGUCAUCACGACGAGAAUACACUGCGCGACGUCACGCAAACAUCGAUGCGACUAAAAAGUGGAAUCCUAGAAUAAUUCAGUACAAAACGACGCUACGUAAAAGAAAAUAAUGGUUUAUAUUUAUUGUAUCUGUUCGCAUAUAUAUAUUACAUAUUUAUUAAUUAUAAUUUAUUGAUCGCCAUAAAAUGAAUUAUACGUGUGCCGAGAGUUAAACGACUCAUCGACAGACAUCUCUCAUUGAUCCUUGUGUGACGUUGACAAUCGUGGUGUUCAGCGAUGAUGAGACUACUAAUCAUGUCGUUUCCUUCAGGAAGUACCUAUUUCUCUAACGAUAAUUGAAAUAAUAUUAAUAUUAACUUAUGAAAUAACUGUAACAUCGAGUAUAUACAACUCGCCGCGGAGCGCGUUCGCGGCGAAAAACUAGCCGGGAAUAUAAUUCCGGAUAUAAAUCAGACUAGAGACGGAGAUAUUAAAAAAAUAGAGAAAGAAUAAAGAGAAAUUGUAUACACGAAUCCGACUGUGUUGCGCGCGUUACGUGUCCAGUCUAUGCAUAUGCGAUAAGUACAACAUAACGUUAUCAUGUAAUUACCGCGCCGUUCCUCCGUGUUGGCGUUCGCAAUUUUGUUUUAUUUAUCGUCCGAUUUGCCUUUAUCGUGUAUUCAAUUGGAAUUCCGUACGGAGAGCGACAUUAUAACAAGUGAGAGACUAUGAUGACGGAAUUAUAUAUAAUGCAUUACUUGUUAUAAUAAAAGACUCAUGUGUUACUAAUGCGUUUCUCGAUCCUCCGAUUGGCCUACUAAUUGAAGCAACAAUUCUCGCUUAAAAUUCGGCGGCUGUUGCCAUCGAAAAAAAAAGAAAAUCGAGCACCUAGUACGACUAAUGUCGUAAUAGGUGUUCGGUUUAGUUCUGUCCCCGCCUAAAACUACUUUAACUUUUCGACUUUUUCUCUCUCGUUGUCUGUUAUCCACCCUACCACAUUCCAAAUGUUCAUUGUAACUGCAGCUGGCUUAAGACAUUCAGACAGUUGGUGGGCCGGAGUUGCAUGAGGUUACAGGAUUACUGAAUGUACAUUUGAAAUUCAGGAGGGAAAUUAAAUUCCUGUUUCAUUCGUAAUUCCUUUCUUUCGUAAAAAAUCGAGUUGAAAUUUCAAGUUUCGAAACGAUAUAUUUUUAAAAUUAUAUCUAGGAUAAAAUCGAAUUAUACUCAGCAAUUGUUAAUGAGUUAAAUUUUAAAAAAUGUACAAUAAUUCCAAAACGUACGUAUAAAAAAUAUUUAGUUUUUUUAGCAUAAUAAAAUUAUAGAUAAAUGGCCCACUUAUUCAAUGAUUAAGGCAGCUCUCUGCUUGUAUAACCCUUACGAUUUUUUAAAACAAAUCGAAAGAAUUCUCAAGGACUUGGGCAUCAUCUUGUACAUCUCAUCACCGCAUCUGUGUGUGUUGAGGCAAGAGAUUUCGGAAAA
Molecule: messenger RNA, 9219 nt
Organism: Monomorium pharaonis (pharaoh ant)
Lineage: Eukaryota; Metazoa; Arthropoda; Insecta; Hymenoptera; Formicidae
Gene: SERCA
Product: calcium-transporting ATPase sarcoplasmic/endoplasmic reticulum type
Exons: 13
Coding region: 364-3426 (1020 amino acids)
Biological process (GO): intracellular calcium ion homeostasis; calcium ion transmembrane transport
Cellular component (GO): membrane
Molecular function (GO): ATP binding; P-type calcium transporter activity; ATP hydrolysis activity
Source: RefSeq, a predicted model, not a curated record